Harmonia axyridis is the source of this 15347-nucleotide messenger RNA. RefSeq names its product basement membrane-specific heparan sulfate proteoglycan core protein-like. Gene Ontology annotation, cellular component: plasma membrane. The coding region runs from base 120 to 14633 and encodes 4837 amino acids. The transcript is spliced from 79 exons. NCBI's taxonomy places the organism in Eukaryota, Metazoa, Arthropoda, Insecta, Coleoptera, Coccinellidae. Gene Ontology annotation, molecular function: protein binding; calcium ion binding. The record is from RefSeq and is a predicted model, not a curated record.
UUGGUCUGCCGGCAUUCAGUGUCUCGCGCCAACAUUGGUAGGACAGCAUCUUGGUCCAGUUACUUGGCAGGAAUACCGGCGCGAGCUUUCAGAUGAGAUUCUUGUGAACCGCGAGGAAAAUGCCUGUGAAAAUGGGCGAAUUCAGGACUGGCAUGCCCAGAUUUUUGUGGUUGUGUUUGUUAGUGACUUUAUUGCUCGUUGUGGCCGAUUUUGGAGCCGCCGAACCAAAUAAGGUGGAUUCCGACCUAAUUUUCGAUAGUCUAGAUCAAAAAAAAACAUUAGAUUCACAAAAUAAUCAUCAUACGGUUCGAAGAAGACAAGUUGAAGAUGACGUUCCGUCCACAGAAGAUCACCAUUGGCUCUAUAGCACCCUAACUAGGCUUAAGAGGAAUAUAGACAAUUUCUUAGGUAAACCGAAACCAACUACAAUAAGAAACAGCCAUAAGAAACAACAUGACAAACGACAAGCGCCAGACGAAAAUGAAGAAAACGAAGAUGAAGAAGAUGAUGAUGAUGAAUUUGAUGUUGAAGAUCCAGACGAAGAGUAUGAUGAUUCGGACUUAAAUGACGUUUCCACUUCCACUAUACCAAAUGGAACUCUUACCUUAAGCAAACAUACAACAGAGGUUUCUACAACUACACAAGCUAAUCUUUUCGCUGGUCAAUGGUUUUCUUUGAAACCUUCAUGGUAUAUUCUUCAACCAAGCAUAACAGAAGAACCUGAUCAGCAACAAGUUAUUUCUGAUGUGGAAAAAACCACAGAAAUGAUGAAAUCUACCAUUCCAGAAACCACGAAAAGUGCAGAAGAAAUUGCACGAAAAAGUAAAAAUAAGAAUUCCAGAAAUAAUUGGUUUACCUUAAAACCAAACUGGUUCACCCUUCAAUCGGGCAAUGUUGAAACCCAAUCUUCUGAAACAAUGGCUACAACUACUUCUCCAGUGAGCAAUUCUACUAGUUCGUUAAGGUUUCCCCAACAGUCCAGCAAACAGAUGGAGAACUAUGUUACUAAUGAUGCUACGAGCAAAAUUGUCAAAGAGCCAUCGGAACUUCGAGAGAAACCUUCUACAAGUCUAUUCGAUUUUUCUAUUUUCACUAAGACUACUGAGUCUACAAAUCAACAAGAACAGACCAAUAUAGAUGAUUUACCUGGACCCAAUGAAGUUAUCUCAGAAACAACUUCUGCUCCAUCAAGUCUGUUAAAUUUUUUUACCGAUUUAAGAAAGAAUACUCGUCCUAUUGAUCAACAGGAACAGACCAACAUUGACGAUUUACCUGGACCCAAUGAAGUUAUCUCAGAAACAACUUCUGCUCCAUCAAGUCUGUUAAAUUUUUUUAACGAUUUAAGAAAGAAUACUCGUCCUAUUGAUCAACAGGAACAGACCAACAUUGACGAUUUACCUGGACCCAAUGAAGUUAUCUCAGAAACAACUUCUGCUCCAUCAAGUCUGUUAAAUUUUUUUAACGAUUUAAGAAAGAAUACUCGUCCUAUUGAUCAACAGGAACAGACCAACAUUGACGAUUUACCUGGACCAAACGAAGUUGAAGUUUUCUCAGAACCAACAUCGGCGCCAUCUUUAUUUGGGGGCCCUUCUUGGUUCGGUGGUAAUCCUUGGUUUUCUGUCAGUAGUACGACAGAGGGUGGAAGUAGUUCCUGGGAAACAACUGCAACUGAAUCAAAAACUACAACUGAACCAACUCCAACUGAACCAUCUAGUGAUUCAGGCUUCUUUGGUGGCUUCAAUAUUUUCGGUUCAGAUAAUUCCGAUAAAGAGAAAACAACUACUACUACUAUAGCAACUACCCCUGAAGCGAGCUACGAACAAAAUAAAUUUACAACUACGCCCAGUUCCAUUUUUGAGACCACGCAAACAUUGGAGACCAUAGAUAUUACUACAAGUAAUAAUAAGAAUUUUGGACCAACGGAUGAGGAUACCAUUCCUACUCCUUCUAUAAUAAACCCUCCUAGAACUUCAGCUCCUUACGAUGUUCAUUCGUCCAACACAGAUUCUUUGGACGACACCACGACAACAAGAAGGCCUUUCCCAAGCUUCCCAGAGGACACUGAUGAUGAAGAUGAUCUAGAAGGUUCUGGAGAAAGAUCUUCUGGAGAUGGAGAACCAACCAUUCCUGAACAGACCCAACCAUCUGUUGUUAAACCUGUUGAUGUUAAAGGUUAUUAUCGUAUCACACUGGUAGUAAGGGAACCAUUCAAUGAAAAAUUCAACGAUCGCAAUAGCUACGAAUACUCAGAAUUUGCAGAUCAUAUCAAAUCGGCAAUCGAAGAUAUUUAUGCAGUAACUCCUCAUAUAAGUUCACUCUCUGUCAUCAGUAUACAAAAGCGUCCUUCAGAUCCAUUCACAUCACGUGUGAUACUCGAUUUGGGCAUCAGCACCCCACCAACUAAUGAUGAUCAAUUGAAGAACACUUUGCUGGAUCACAUUCGCAAAAACCGUAGGAUUGGACGUUAUGAAGCUCUUCCAGAUGAAUUCAAUUUCUUCAAAUUCGACGUACAUCGUACCUGUCAAGAAUAUGAAAUACCUUGUCUCAAUGGAGGAUGCUUUAAUGUUACUUCUAGAUGUGACGGUGUAAACGAUUGUUCUGAUCGUUCAGAUGAAGAAGAUUGUGAGAAACCUGAAAUCCCAACCACUACUAUUACCACCACCACUACCAUUACGACAACCCCCACCACCACUACAACCACCACAGAACUACCUCCAACCACAACUGCAGGAACUACAACGACCACAACUGAGAACAUCGAGGGUAGUGGAGAAGAAAAUUGUAGAGCAGAUGAUGCACAACCUUGUUCUGAUGGUUCACGAAUCAUUUGUUCUGAUCAAGUGUGCGAUGGCGUCAGGGAUUGUAAUGAUGGAGGGGAUGAAGAGAACUGCCAACCUGAUUGUACAAGCGGAGAAUUCAGCUGUGAUCUCACCAGAUGUAUUCAGGCUAAACAACGUUGUGAUGGAACACCAGACUGCCACGAUUUGACUGACGAACAAGAGUGUACAACUUGUGUUGGAGAUGCUUUCCAUUGCGAUUCUUCCAAAUGCAUAACAUCUAGCAAGAAAUGUGAUGGAACCCAAGACUGCAUAGACGGUACUGAUGAGGCGAACUGCAAAGAAGAAUCACAAUGUGUGUCUGGACAGUUCCAGUGUCAAGAUGGAACAUGUAUCAACGAUUAUCAAAGAUGUGAUAGACAAACAGACUGCCGAAAUGGUGAAGACGAACAAAAUUGUCCAGCUGGAUGUAGCUCAGACGAAUUUGCUUGUGGAGAUGGUAAAUGUAUUCCGCUAGCAGCCAAAUGCGAUAGAAAGUAUGAUUGUCCAGACAAAUCUGACGAGAAAAAAUGUCCGUGCCGUCCAGACGAUUUUCAUUGCACGAAUGGAUUCUGUAUCCCCUCUCGUCAGAGAUGCGACGGCGUCCACAAUUGUCAAGAUGGUUCGGACGAAGAUAAUUGUCCUAGCAAGGAAGGUUGUCCACCUCGAGCAUGGCAGUGCGCUGAUGGAGGUUGCAUCCACAUGUCUAACAGAUGCAAUCAAAUAAAAGAUUGUGCAGAUAACUCGGAUGAAAUUGGUUGCGAGCCAUGCAAAAUGGACCAAUUUCGAUGCGAAAAUGGCACCUGCCUCAAUCCAUCUCAGAGAUGUGAUGGCAUAGCUGAUUGUCCUUCAGCGGAGGAUGAAGCAUCCUGCGCGAAAUGCUCAGAAGACGAAUUUAAAUGCACAAGUGGUCAAUGUAUACCCGUUCGAGAACGUUGUGAUAGAGUUCGAAAUUGUCAAGAUGGUAGUGAUGAAAUGUCUUGUAACGAUGCGGGAAGGAGAUGCGAUGAUAGCGAAUUCAAAUGCGCUGAAGGUUAUUGUAUCAUGGGUUACAAAAGAUGUAAUGGCAUUGUCGAUUGCCCCAGUGGCAGCGACGAAGAGAACUGUCAACCCUAUCCACCGCCUGCAUCCGCUUCAUGUGCCUAUGGGGAAAUAAAAUGUAAGGAUGGAUCUUGUAUUAACGGAAAGAUAUGUGACCGGAUAUUCGACUGUUCCGAUGGUUCAGACGAAUCUGACUGUAAAGAAAUAUGCAGCCCCAGUCAGUUCAAGUGUGCUGAUGGUGAAUGUAUCGAUGAUUUUUUGAGAUGUGAUUCGAGAACUGAUUGCAAAGAUGGUUCGGAUGAGAAAGAUUGCGCUUUCUCAUGUCCUGGUGGACUUUUCCGUUGCACUGAUGGCUUGUGUCUGGACCCAAAACAAAAAUGUGACGGUUAUCCAGAUUGUAUCGAUGGCUCCGAUGAAAUAGAUUGUGGUUCAAAUACCACACGUUGUUCUCAAACCGAGUUUACUUGCUCUGAUGGAAGCUGUGUAUCUGAUAACUUAAGAUGUAAUGGACAAGAUGAUUGUAGAGAUGGAUCAGAUGAGAGAGAUUGCCCUUCAUGCCGAGACGAUGAAUUCCAAUGUGAAAACAACCAAUGUAUACCUCUAAGCAGACAAUGCGAUUCUAGACGCGAUUGCUCAGACGGUUCUGAUGAGUACAACUGCCAGCCGAAACGUUGUCCAUCUUCAGAUUUCACAUGCGGAGAUGGAAGCUGCAUCCCUAACUACUUGCAAUGUGACGGCAGACCUGAUUGUAAAGAUGGCACAGAUGAAUUGGAAUGUCAAUGCACCUCAGAACAGUUUCUUUGUCAGAAUGGACAAUGUAUUGAAGGUUACUUAAGAUGUGACGGUCGUAGAGAUUGUAGUGACGGUUCUGAUGAAUAUAAUUGUCCUACUGAGACACCACCUCCACCCACAGAACUGCCACCAACGCCUCCUCCAAGAUGUCCAAGUGGCUACUUCCAGUGCAGAUCUGGAGACCAGUGUGUGCCAACUUCGCAAGUAUGUGAUGGACCGGCAGACUGCAAUGAUAUGUCUGAUGAGACGGACUGUGCUGGACUGAAUCUGAAAGCCUACCCAAUGUCACAAACUAUAGGAGAAAAUGAUCCUAAGAAGGAACGAGAAGUUGUGUUCCAAUGUAGAGAUGAAGGAGUUAUAAGAGCACCUGUGCGAUGGACAAGACCAAAUGGACAACCUCUUCCUCCAGGAUCAGAGGAUAGAAAUGGUCGUUUGGAGAUGCCUAACAUCAAAGUUGAACAUAGUGGAGAAUACAUCUGCGAAGCUGUUGGUUAUCCACCUACCGCUAAGAAUGCGCAAGUGCGAGUUCAAUUGACUGUUGAAAGACAUGUACCACCACCUCAACCAAAACCAACAGCUUGUUCACCAUCCGAAGCAACUUGCUCGAAUGGAGAGUGCAUCCCUAAAGAAGACGUAUGCAAUGGACGCAGAGAUUGCACUGAUGGAUCAGAUGAACAGCGUUGCAAACCCAAUGGUUGCGAGCCCAAUGAAUUCAGGUGUGCCAGUAAAGGUUGUGUACUAAAAACUUGGAGAUGCGAUGGAGAAAAUGACUGCUUAGAUGGUUCAGAUGAGGUUGAUUGUACACCAAAUCCACCAGGAUCAGUAUGCUCCUACCAUCAUUUUGCAUGUCAUUCAAACAAUCAAUGUAUCCCCAAGAGUUUCCAAUGUGACUUUGAAAGAGACUGUGUAGAUGGAAGUGAUGAAAUAGGAUGUUCAAAACCGGUUAUAUCAAGACCAUCGCCACCAAUGGUGACAUUAGCUGUUGGAGAGCUCUUUGAAAUUACUUGUUCAGCUGUAGGUGUCCCUGUACCUCUAAUCAAUUGGAGGCUGAACUGGAAAAACAUACCUGCUAAAUGCAGAACCACAAGUGUCAAUGGUGUGGGAACUUUAACUUGCCCAGAUAUCCGCCCCGAAGACCAAGGUGCUUAUUCUUGCGAAGCGAUCAACAUCAAAGGAACUACAUUCGCCCAACCUGAUACCAUAUUGGUGGUUCAGACUGGAAAUGUAUGCCGUCCAGGAUAUUUCAACAGCGAUGCAAGGUCGGAGUCGGAAUGCAUCAAGUGCUUCUGUUUCGGUCACGGUGGUGAAUGUAGAUCUGCUGAUUUAUUCAUUUAUUAUUAUCAACCACCAUUUGAUACCUUGAAGCUUGUUGGUGCCCGAGUGGACCCGAUAACUGGAGCUGUAGAAAUCGGAGAUGAACAACUCUACAGAAAUGGUGCACCUCAGCUAACACCAGUUGGAUUACAAGGCUUGAAUAGUUACUUACCUCAAGCUGAAUUAAUUCAACCUAACUUAGUUCCAUAUUUCGCAAUGCCUGAGAACUAUCAUGGAAACCAACUAAAGAGUUAUGGAGGGUACUUGCGAUACACUGUGAAUCAUGGUAACCGAGCUUAUGAAGUUCCUGGACCAGAUGUUAUCCUGAGGGGAAACAACUUUGUUCUCCUUCAUCAAAGUAGAGAUACCCCUGAAAGCUUUAAAGAUGUAAAUAUGGCAGUGAGGUUCUUCGAAGGAGAGUGGGUAAUCAGGUCAGACAACUCACCUGAAAAAGUUGCCACAAGGGAAGAAAUCAUGAUGGCUUUGGCCAACAUUGAUAACUUGCUGAUAAAAUUACAAUACAACGAAGGUCCACUAAAUACAACUAUAUCCAACAUUGUCAUGGAAUCUGCAGCUGUACCUGACAAUAAUUUGGGAUCAGCAUCCUACGUAGAAGAAUGUACUUGCCCAGUUGGAUACUCUGGUUUAUCUUGCGAGAGAUGCGAUGAUGGAUAUGAAAGACAAAGCAAUGGACCAUGGCUUGGCCAAUGCUACAAAGUGAAACAACAAUGUCCACCUGGUACCUAUGGUGACCCAGAACGUGGAAUAGAGUGUCAAACCUGUCCAUGUCCACUCACCAAUCCUUCUAAUCAGUUUGGAAGAAGUUGUUAUCUGGGUCCAGAUGAUGAUGUUGUCUGUGAUUGUCCUGUUGGAUACUCUGGUAGACGCUGUGAACAAUGUAGUGCUGGGUAUGAGGGUGACCCAACAAGUCCUGGAGGUUCAUGUAAACCCCGGUCUCAAGAAUUGUGUAGUAAAGCUGGAUCAAGGGAAGUAUCUCCAGAUGGAAGAUGUAACUGUAAGGAUAAUGUUGAAGGACCCACUUGCAACCAGUGUAAACCUAAAACAUUUGACCUCAGCACUCAGAAUCAAUUUGGAUGUAUCUCAUGUUUCUGCAUGGGAGUUUCAUCUCAGUGUGUUAGUUCUGCUUGGUAUAGAGAUCAGCUAAGCUCCGCAUUUACCAGCUCGACCAAUGACUUCAGCAUCGUUAAUAUUGAUGAUAGAGAUUUAGCUAUUACUGAUGGCAUUCGAUUAGACUCUCAAACACGUCAGAUCCUCUACUCUUCAUUCGAAUCUCCGAAUGUAUUCUAUUGGUCUCUGCCUCCAAGAUAUCUUGGAAAUAAGUUAACUUCUUACGGAGGUUUCAUCAAGUACACCUUAAAACACGUCCCGUUACCAGGUGGCCAAAGUUCAAGAAAUUCGGCAGCCGAUGUUCAACUGAUAAGCAAAAACCACAUCGAUUUAUUGUACUAUGCUAAGGAACAAACCCUACCUAGUAAUACUGCCCAAACAUUUGUUGUUCCAUUGUUGGAACAAUACUGGCAAAGAAGUGACGGUCAGGUAGCUGACAGAGAACAUUUCUUGAUGGCAUUGGCAGACUUGAAGGCAAUUUAUAUUAAAGCAACCUACACUACGAAUACAAAGGAAGCAGCACUUGUAUCGGUAUCUUUGGACACUGCAAAUGUUCGCAAUACUGGAUUACCAGAUAGAGCAUCUGCGGUUGAACAGUGCUACUGUCCUGAAGGAUACAGAGGUUCAUCUUGUGAAGAUUGUGCACAUGGAUAUACUCGUGGUGUUAGUGGAUUGUAUCUGGGUACUUGUGAACCUUGUAACUGCAAUGGAAACUCAAAUGAAUGUAAUCCAGAGACAGGAGAAUGUAUUAAUUGCAGAAAUCAUACAACAGGAAGAUAUUGUGAGAGAUGCCUACCAGGCUAUGAAGGAGAUCCUCAAAAAGGAAUACCCUGCAGGUACAGAGAAGGUGGUUGUCAAUGUGAUCCAAAAGGCUCAUUAUCAAAUGAGUGCUAUAAUGGAGUAUGCAAUUGUAAACAAAACGUUCAAGGAAACUUGUGUGAUAGAUGUCGUCCUGGUACCUUUGGUUUAAGUUCCUCUAAUUUAGAAGGUUGCCAAUCAUGCUUCUGCUCUGGUGUAGCAAGUGAAUGCAGUGCCAGUAACUUAUUCGUUGAACAAAUCCCUACGCAAAUCUUAGACCAAAAUAAUCAUGGAUUCUCUCUUACUGAUCAAAACUUACAGAGGAGAAUAACCGACAAUUUCCAAUUCAAUUUUGCCAUCAACGAAAUAUCCUACAUGUUUGGCCCUGGUGAUUCUAGAUUAUACUGGUCCAUGCCUCAAAUUCUCACAGGAAAUCAAAUACGAUCAUAUGGUGGUAAAUUAGAGUUCCGUCAAAGAUUCGAUGAAUACGGUCGAGGUAGACCUAUACAAGAUCAAGAUGUUAUAAUAAUUGGUGAUAAGCUGACUAUUUAUUGGACGAAUCCAGUUCCUCUGAUUCCUAACAUUCAAAAUAAAGUCUCUGUUGCACUGAAUACUUCCCAGAAUUGGCAGCGUUUAGAUCAAUCUACAGGUCCAAGACCAGCAUCUCGAGAAGACAUCAUGAUUGCCUUAUCAAAUAUCAGAGAAAUACUCGUCAGAGCUCAACCGACUGACUCGACUCAGUCAUCGUCAAUUAGUGAUGUACUUUUGGACACUGCCAUUGAAGCUAGCACAACUAAGGGAACAGCAAUGAACGUUGAGAUGUGUCGUUGUCCUUUGGGCUACGAAGGAAGUUCUUGUGAAUCAUGUGUUCUGGGAUACUACAGAGAUGUGAAUGAUCUUAAUGCCGGACCUCUUGGAUCAUGCGUGGCAUGUCCUUGCACUGAAAAUGCUCAUGGAUGCAGUCUAGGUCCUGACAAUUAUGUUGUCUGUCAUUGUACUCAAGGUUACACUGGCACUAGAUGUGAAAACUAUGGUGUAAAAAUCGAGAUGACGCCACAAAAUGUAGUCAAACCGGAAGGUCAAAAGAUAACAUUUACUUGUAACUACACACAUCCGGACUUCUUACUGUUGAGUGUUAUGGAAUAUGGAGUAAUCAGGAAAAUAACCCAUGAGCCAUUCAUCACAUGGAUCUCUACAGUCGACUGCAGUCCUCACAUUGUCCAAUGCCAGCUUCGAACAAGGGAAAAUAACAUUGUUGGCUUGAUUUCAACAUUGAUAAAGCCGCUCAAAAUAGGUGAGCCAAAUAACACAGAUUCCAACAAUGAUUCCUCAAAUAAACCUCAAGUAACCAUCAAUGUGACUGUUACUGCUCCAAAUAUAAGGAUCUUUGAAAUUGGAAGCACACUGCGUCUUAAUUGUUCAGCUAUAUCUUAUAGAACACAAUCUCCUGCCCAGAUACACUGGAGCAAAGAUGGUGGACCUCUACCAGAAACUGCAAUCGAUGAUGGCAGAGGUUUUCUUAUCAUUACUAACUUGAAAGUCUCUGACUCAGGCAGAUAUAUUUGUGAAGCUCAGGAUGGUUACUCUAUUGUUACAAAGGAUUUCACUGUUACUGUAGGCACUUCACCACCAUCCCGUCCUAGAGUUGUGGUCAAUAAUCCUUAUGUGGAUGUCAAAGAGGGACAAAGAGUAGAAGUUCAAUGCGCCGCAUCUGGAAAUCCUACCCCCAAUUUCAUCCUUCAACGUUCAGAUAAUCAAUUAUUGAAUCCCAAGCACUAUUUUGAACAUGGCGUCUUCAGAAUCGACCAAGCAACAUUAUCAGAUGCUGGACGAUACAACUGCAUUGCAGAAAAUUCUUAUGGAUCUGACACUGCUACAUUUGAUGUAUAUGUGAGAGUAGUCGAUCUAGUUCGAGUAACUAUUGAACCAAACUCCUUAAGAGUUUCCUCAGGCCAAUCAUUCACUCUCAGGUGUCUAGCUCAAAACUACCAAAAUGUUAGAUGGAGCAAAGAGAAUGGUCGUUUACCAUACAAUACAAGAGAUGAAGGUGGAUACCUCGUAGUAUCAGAUGCAAAACCACAAGAUAGUGGAAUCUAUGUCUGUACUAUUACUGACACUACUACUGGAUCUUCUGGUCGAGGCUCAGCAGUCGUCGAAGUUGUUGAAAGUGAAGGUGAGUUUCCGACAGUUAGGAUAGCACCAGAGACACUCAGUAUCACCCACGGGUCAUCAGCAGAAUUAAGAUGUGAUGCAUAUGGUUCACCAACACCAACAAUUCAAUGGACUAGAGUAGAUAGAGAAUUGAGUGAACACGCUGAACAGAUCGGUUCUGUCUUGUACAUAAGGAAUGCUGACGAGAGAGAUAUUGGAACUUAUGUUUGUGUAGCUGUUAACAGCAAAGGAUUAACAAGAGCUCAUGCAACUGUCACAGUCACCAGAGGCAUGGUUCCAAUCGUUAGAAUAUAUCCCAAUGCGACCCAAAACGUUAUCGAAGGACACAAUUUAGACCUGGAAUGUAUAACAGAAGGUGGAACACCCGCCAGAAUAACUUGGGGCCGCAGAAAUGGUUUUCCACUUGGAAGAGACGUUGAACAACUUCAAAGAGGAACUCUCAGAUUCAAUAGAAUAUCCAAGAAUGAUGAAGGAGAAUACAUUUGUACUGCAGAAAACGAAGCUGGAACUGUAUCUGCAUUAGCCAGCAUCUAUGUUCAAUCCCCUCCAAGAAUUCGAAUUGAGCCUAAUGAAAAAGUAAUUUACAGAAGAGUUGGAGAACCUCUUAGAAUUCAAUGUUUUGCUAGCGGAACACCAUCACCCUAUGUGGCAUGGAAUAAAUAUUCCUCACCAGCGCCUGAACUAUUUACACAAACAAGAGAUUCUGCUGUGCUCGAAUUCAGACAGCUAUCAAGAAAUGACGAAGGCGUUUAUAUUUGCCAGGCAACUAGUGACUCAGGAACUACUCAAUCUCAGAUUCAACUAUUUGUAGAUUAUCUACCAACAAGGGGAGAUAUAACAGGUGAAGAUGCCACCUCAGGUAAUGGCUACAAAGAUUUGAUUUCCCCAGGAAAUGAGAAAGACUUCAAUAAAUAUACAGCCGCUGAAGGAACCCAAGCUGAAUUGAGAUGUUCUUUUGCUACUCUGAAUAAUGGAGGUUUAGAUCAAGUGGACACCAAAUGGGUUAGAGCAAAUAAUGCACCAUUACCCGAAAAUGCCUUUGUACGUGGAGAAAUAUUGUUUAUUGAUAAUGUGCAAGAAUCAGCUAAAGGUUUAUACAGUUGUUUGGGUACUAGAAGAUCAACAGGACAGUUGCUGUUCACUCUAAAUGCUUAUUUGGAUGUCAUCUCACCUCCAAAUAUAACACUGGAACCAAAAAGACAAAUAGUUCACCCUGGAGCUGACGCCUACAUUCAGUGCAGUGCUACUGGCCAACAACCUAUCACAAUAACAUGGUCUCCUAUGGGUCGUGAAUUCCCAUCUUCAGUUAAUGUCAGAAAUGGUCUUCUACAAUUCAAUAACAUCAAACUCAGUGAUGCUGGAAGAUAUCGUUGCACAGCAGUCAAUUCUGCGGGUGAAGCAGAUGCUGUUGCAGAUGUUUUUGUACAAGAAACUAGAUAUAGACCAUCAAUUACAGCUGUAAACAAAACUCCUGUCGCUCCUGUUGGCACUUCGGUUACAUUACAAUGUCGCAUUGAUAACAGCACAAAUAUUCAGUGGUCAAAGGAUAAUGACGAACUAUCACAAAAUACUUACAUAACCCCCGAAAGAAACUUAAGAAUUGAUAAUGUUCAGUUAUCGAACGAAGGAAGGUAUUACUGUAGCGAUGGAUAUACAAGAGAUUUUGUCGAUCUGAGAGUUACAGAUGCGCUAUGGGGUUGUUUGCCUGGCAAAUGGCAAUGUAGUGAUUUCAACUGUAUAUCAUACAAGAAGUUCUGCGAUGGGAGAUAUGAUUGCUCUGAUGGCAGCGAUGAACGGGAUUGCAACCCAAGAUAUCGACGGGUAACACAACCACAAAUACAACCCACUUUGCACAUUUCACCUGCUGAAAGAGAGUAUCGUAUUGGAGAAGAUAUUGAUAUACACUGUCAAAGUAAUCAGCCAGGUGCAAUCACAACUUGGUCGAAACCAUCUGGGUGGUUGGAUGACAAUGUACAAAGUGUUGGCGGUACUUUAAGAAUUUCGAGACUGAAACAAGAAAAUGCAGGAGUUUAUAGAUGUGAAGCACAAGGUUAUCAUGGUGUUUAUCAUAAAGAUUACAACCUUAAAAUAAUCGAAGAUAACUCUCAAUCUCCAGCUGAUAUUGAAACUAAAAUUGCUCCUAAGGGAUCUGGUGUCGUACUAGAAUGUAGAACAAACCUUCAAGAACCAAUUCAUUAUGUGUGGUCUAAAGCUGGUGGAGAGUUACCAAGAUACAUUGACCCAUACUCGAGAACUAUUCAAUUGAACGACCUAUCAAGUGCUGAUGCUGGGGCUUACCUGUGCUCUGCGAAAGAUAAUUACAGAUCUGUUGAAGUUCCAGUUAUUCUUGUCAUAACUGGUAUUGUUCCUUACUUUUCACAAGCUCCUGUUAGUUACAUAGCCCUGCCAACGCUAAUGGAUCCAUACAUACAAUUUAGUUUUGAAAUAUCUUUCAAACCAGAAAGAGAAGAUGGUUUGAUUCUUUACAAUGGAAACAAGCAAGGUGAACGUGGAGGCGAUUUCAUUUCACUUUCUUUGGUAGAGGGAGUUCCAGUGUUUAAAUAUAAUUUGGGUUACUCUGCCACUACAAUCAAGAGUAUCCCAAUAUCUAUUGGUCAAUGGCAUACAGUGAAGAUUGUUAGAAACAGGAAGAAAGUUACCAUGUAUGUCGAUGGAAAAGGACCUCAUACAGCUAUUGCAGAUGGAAAAUACAUUGGCUUGGACCUUACAGAAAAUCUAUACUUAGGAGGAGUACCAAGGUUCGACAGAAUCUCACCUGAAGUUGAAAUGGAUACAGGAUUUGUGGGAUGCAUUAGUAGAUUCAAGAUGGGACAUGCUGUCCAAGAUAUUCUCAGAGACGCCAUUGAAAAAGAGGGAGUAACUAACUGUGAGACAUGUUCAGAAAAUCGUUGUCAGAAUAAAGGUGUUUGCCAAGAAUCACUAACGAAUGAAGGAUAUGUAUGCAUUUGUCAUUCCGGCUUCAGCGGAGCAACAUGUAAUAAACCUAAAGGCGAAGCAUGUUCUCCAUAUUCAUGUGGUGUUGGAAGAUGUGUCGAGAAUGAAGUAGGCUUUGAGUGCAUGUGUCCUAUGGGUAAAACUGGUUCACGCUGUGAAAGAGAAAUCCAAAUAACUCAACCCGCAUUCAAUAAGGAUGCUUUUAUUUCAUAUAAUGUACCAAAACAGAGACGUCUGAAAUAUUCCUUGAAAUUCAAACCCAACAGUACAGAUGAUGGAGUGUUGCUCUAUUGUGGAGAAACUGAGGAAGGUUUUGGUGAUUUUGCAAGUUUGGCAAUGAAGGAUCGGCAUGUAGAGUUCAGAUUCGAUGUUGGUAAUGGACCUACUAUCGUAAGGAGUCCAAGGCAGAUCAAUGUGGGAGAAUGGGUUGCUGUAACAGCCAGCAGGAGUAUUAGUGAAGGAAGGUUGAUUGUUAGUGGAGACACCCCUGUUGUUGAAAGAUUCCCAGGAAAUAACAAAAAUCCAAAUCUUCUUACAUAUCUUUAUGUAGGAGGUGUAGAUAAGCAAAAAGUCAAAGUAAAUGAAGGUGUUGGUGUUUCUUCUGGAUUCGAAGGCUGCAUAUCAGAUAUUAAUAUUGGUGGUACAGAGGUUCACAUGACUAAAUCUGCUGUUGAGUCAUCGAAUAUACAAGACUGUAGUAGUGCUGUUUAUGAAAAUGACAUAGAUGACAACAGAAGAACAUCAUCCACUCCUUACAACCACCACGAAACAGGAUGUUCUAGCAUGCCUUGUAGAAAUGAUGGUAUCUGUAUGCCCUUAUCUCCUACACAAUACAGAUGCAACUGUGUGAAUGGAUACAGUGGAAAGGACUGUGAAAGUGCCCCUAAUCAAUGUGAAUACUUGAAACCCUGCCAAAAUAAUGGUGCUUGUAAAGGAAACACAACUAACUACUCCUGUGAUUGUCCUCUAGGAUUUUCUGGCACAAAUUGUGAACAAAGAGCCGAAUUGAAGACAGAUGCGCACUUUGAUGGAAAUGGAUAUUUAGAAUUUAGCCGAGAUAUGCUUCCACAUCAAAGCGAAAAUGAAGAAGAAGUUAUUGCACUAGAACUUUCAACUAACAGUUCAAAUGGCCUCAUUUUAUGGCAUGGGCAAUCUCCAAACCAAGAUGCACAAGGACAAGAUUAUCUAGCUCUUUCCCUGGAAAAUGGCAAACUGCAGUUCAGUUAUGAUCUUGGUUCUGGUCUUGUUUUAAUAUAUAACGAUGAAGUUCAAGUAAAUGAUGGCGAGAGACAUUUAGUCAUCCUCAAGAGACGUGGAAAGUCUGGUUCUAUAGAAAUCGAUCGACAAUACACACAAAGUGACAUUUCUGUUGGAACUGCAACAACACUCAACUGUCGUGGAAACAUAUAUCUGGGAGGAGCACCCAAUGUAGACUUCAUGACAGCAAAUAGAUAUACAAAUGGAUUCAUUGGGUGUAUUCAUAAUUUCGAAUUACAAGGAAGUCAGCAAAUUGACCUUGGUCGAAGAUCAAUAUCUGGACUGAACGUCAAGGCUUGCUCAAGCUAUGAAGGAAUAUACUCUUACGAUGAUCAUGAAGAAGAUAAUUUAACAAACUGAGUAAUUUAUUAGGCAGUCCACUUUUUUUUUGUAGAGCAUAUCCUUAUAUUACUUCAUCCAAUUAAGUGUUCACUCUACCUGUGUUCAUUUUAUUGUUUUUAUGAAUACUUCUGUAAGCUAUUAAUUCUAAGGCUUUUGUUUUUAAUUAAGUUUUUAUGCUCCAUCUCUGUUCUGUAUAUUUUUCAACUGCCAUUUUUCUGGUCCCUUUAUAGUUAUUUUUGUAUAAUUAAUUAAAUAUACAAUGUACAUUUAAGAUUCGUGCCAUUUUAGAGAUAGAUUAGAAUUAAAUUCUAAUAUUGAAAACUAUUGUAUACCAAACUCGAGAGGGAUAUCAAAAGUGACGGUCCAAAUACUUCUUUGGAAAUUAGAGUUUUAUCUUUCUAUUGGUGCUAAAUACAUAUAAUUUGGUUCGUGCUUACUGCUCUAUUUUUAUUACACUCGAUUUUUGUAUUAUAUUUUUCGGAAGAAAGGUAUAAGAAUCUUUUAUACCGUGAAUAUUAUUGAAUUCUUAUUUCAUACUGAAGUUUGUUUUUUUCUGAUGAAAUGAAAGAGUUAUCACAAAUUGUUCUGAUAUUAUUUUUCCAGCUGAAAUUAUAACAUAUUAGUUUUAAAAUAGCGAAUAAAAAUGCCUUCUGAUAAUAAAGUGUAAUUAACUCUUCAUUAUAUAUUAAGCAUUUUCAAUAACUCAAGACAAUAAAUAUGGAAUAAAUUUAA